ACGAUGAAAGAACAGCCAAUCAGAGUGAGGAAGGCGGGAUUUUUUUUAGAAACACGGGCUGGAAGAACGCCAUAAGGACUUCCACUACUUCCGUUUUAAGAUGGCGGCCUCCGUCAAGAAAUCUGUUGCGGUCGAAGAUGUCAAUGUCACAUUUGAAGACCAGCAGAAGAUUAACAAGUUUGCUAGAAGCACAAAUCGCAUGACCGAGUUCAAGGAUGAAAUAGAAGCCAAAAAAAAAUCUUUACAGAAUUUAGAGGAUGCGAGUGAUGACCUCAUGAUGCUGGAAGACGACGAUCUCCUGAUCCCGUAUCAUAUCGGAGAUGUUUUCAUCAGCCACACGCAGGAGGAGACGCAGGAGAUGCUAGAGGCUGCUAAGGAAUCUUUGAAGGAAGAAAUCAAAUCUUUAGAAAGUCGUGUGACCUCGAUACAGGAUGUGCUUGGAGAUCUGAAGGUCCAGUUGUACGCCAAAUUUGGGAACAACAUUAAUCUGGAAGCAGAUGAAAGCUAAACGCUUCAGUAUGCGGACUUGUUCACAAACGGACACCACCAGUUUCCUAUAUGGAACUUGCAACCAGAUCUAUUUAAAGUUUUCCAAUCACUAAUAAUUGCUCCAGUCUUGUAUUGGUUUGUUUUGUUUCUGCACUUGUAGCAUAGGAGGUGGAUUUGUUUGUUUUUACAGAGAGGCUGAUCAUGAGUACUCCCAGUACAGAGCAGUUAUGGCUGUUCAAAUAAAAAUGAUAUAUUCACUGAUGAAUAAACUUGUUUGGUUAUUUUUCUAGUA
This is a messenger RNA of Silurus meridionalis, 781 nucleotides long. RefSeq names its product prefoldin subunit 4 (gene pfdn4). The record is from RefSeq and is a predicted model, not a curated record. The transcript has 4 exons. Lineage: Eukaryota; Metazoa; Chordata; Actinopteri; Siluriformes; Siluridae. Gene Ontology annotation, biological process: protein folding. Gene Ontology annotation, cellular component: cytoplasm; prefoldin complex. The coding region runs from base 101 to 508 and encodes 135 amino acids.